CAUCCCCAAGUCGUUUCACCAGCAGUAGCCAUGGCCUUUAAUGCGGCCUUUGGAAGAUACAAAAACCAGGACAACCUCUAUGAGUCGUCGGUGGCUUCCAGCCAGCGGAGCCCGCUGCUGCACGAGUCCACUGGUGGCUCCAACGCCCGGGGCAAUGACCUGAACCUCAAUGGGCCUUCGACCCUGUACCAAAUCAUCACCCACGACACCAAGAAGAAGACACUCGAAAAAGGCUUUGAUGCACGACAAAACUUCGUGCACUUUGCGCAUGGCGAUCUAAAAAAUGUGAUUACCAUGCAGGAACUGAUGGAGCGACCGAGUGUUCGGAACUUCUUGUAUCGAUCCAAGUGGUACCAAAAGCCGCAGGUAGUUCACCUGCGCAGCAUCAUGAGCGGUAGCGCGGUGUCGUGCUGUUCCUUUCUGAGCCUCCUCGUCGCGCUCUUCUGCGGUGAUUUGUUCGCCUUCUUGAGCGUGCCGGGGAAUGCCCUUUGCGACAUCAUCCUAACGGUGGCCUUUGGCUUCUUUGCUUUCGAGUUCGUCCUGAAUGCCUUUUCUGACAGGACUUAUCCUCUGAGUUUCUUCUUUUAUAUGGACUUGAUCGGAACCUUCUCGAUGGUCUUCGACAUUUCCUACAUGUGUGGCCCUGAUGCUAUGUCCAUCGAAAGAUUGCACACCUCCUCCAGCAGUGGUGGGGGAGUCAUCGUGAUGCGAGCGGCGCGCGCUGCGCGCUUGGGCGCCCGUGCAGGGCGUUUGAGCCGAGUAGCGAAGAUCGUGCGCUUCGUCUCGGGAUCCGAGGAAGAAGGCUCCGGAAACGUUCGGAUGGCGAAGGUGAUCUCCAACAAAUUGUCGGACGUCCUCUCCAUCCGCGUGGCCUUCGUGGUGAUUUGUGUGGCCGUGGUGCUGCCGUCGCUGAGCAUCUUCGAAUAUCCCGAGAUGGAGGAGUCGCUGACCGCCUGGACCAGCUUCCUGGCGCCGGACGUCCAGCGCUACGCUGAGGGCGCCCGGGGCGAGAUGGCGGUGAUCCAGCAGCUGCUGAGGGAUCUCUCGAAGUUCUACUCUACGGCGAACUAUGGGCCCUUCCUGAUCUGCUACCGAAAGACAGGGGCUGACCUCAAUUCAGAGGAGUUGCUGGCCUGUGGCGCGACGGACGACACCGUCAAGUUCGAGGUGGAGGGCCACUGGGCCGCGCCUGCGCGGCGUGAGUUCGUGAUGGCCACCAGCCAGGGGCAGAUGGAUUUGCUCUUCGACUUGGCGGAACCGAAGCGCUUGGAAGCGUUGAUGGGCAUCAGUCUCAUCAUGUUCAUCAUCCUGGUUAUGGUGGCCUUCAGCAUCGUUCUGACGGAGAACAUCUCUACAGUGGCGCUGCUGCCGCUGGAGAGGAUGUUGGACGUGGUGCGCCAUCGAUGUGCACAGAUCUUCAAGUACACCAACGCCUUGCAG
Cladocopium goreaui is the source of this 1440-nucleotide messenger RNA. The record is from the annotation of a GenBank genome assembly. NCBI's taxonomy places the organism in Eukaryota, Dinophyceae, Suessiales, Symbiodiniaceae.